AUGCUUUUCUUCGCUCUUCUCGCACCUCUCCUCGGGCUCGCAGCUGCCGCUCCUGUCGCUGACGCGGCAGAGGGAAGCAUCAAUGAGCUCCUUAAGCGUGGUGAUGGCUCAGGUGUUCACCUUGUGAACUGUGAUGGCUUUGGAGGCGAGGGUACCAUUGUGCCCCCCAGCUCCCACGUUGUUUUCUGCGAGAAUGACAGCAACUGCAACUUCUCGCCCUCUGGUGACAACAUCUGCACGAUGGGAGUCAACUUCUGGUUCACAUGGGAGGGACAAGCUCAGGCCUGCACAUUCUCUUCUGGCGCUCGAUUCUCUUGGUUUGUCAACAGCGAUGCGCAGUCGCAGCCAAACUUUGUCCACGUUGGCGAUGGUGGCAACCAGUUCCGUGCCUACGCGGGUUUCAAGGACGACAAGCACACCAUGUUCUUCCGAGGAAGUGGCCAGUGCCACUCUAUCUACUACUUUGUUUAA
Messenger RNA from Trichoderma breve, 471 nucleotides. RefSeq lists its product as uncharacterized. The coding region runs from base 1 to 471 and encodes 156 amino acids. The transcript has 3 exons. The record is from RefSeq and is a predicted model, not a curated record. Lineage: Eukaryota; Fungi; Ascomycota; Sordariomycetes; Hypocreales; Hypocreaceae.